UAUUAUUUUCUACCGUGAAACACUACAAUUCUUUAUUGCUUUAAUAAUAUAACAGUUGUCUUGUGAGAUAGUCUAUUAUAUGUGUGUUCAAAAAUGAAAAUGUUCUACGUGUCACUGUGUUCCAUUUUUUUUGCAAUCGUCCAUGUUCAGAGUUGGAAGUAUGGUGAAAUAAGAUCCGCCAAUGAUAUUAAUCGUGAAUUUAUUCGAAAAAUUGUCAACGUGGAAGAAGUGGAAAAUUGGGCUCCCAUAAUUAAACAAACUAUUAUUUAUAACGACAUUUAUAAACCAGCUCUGUCUUUGAUCUCGAAGGAAGACCAAUUGACCAAAACUAUAAAUGUACUCGAUUUACUUCAGACCUAUGUAAAAGGUGAGGAAACGAAAGAAACAGUAGAUAUAAAUGUGAUUCGUGACCUAAUUACGGUCUGCUAUGAAUGUACGUGUUUAAAGAGUUUAAGUCUGUUUGCGUUAUUAGUGAGUGAAGAUUUAAAAAAAUUAAAAAAAUACCACGAAACAAUAAAAAAAGAUGAAACAAUCAACGAUAAAAAAGUUGACGAAAAACAAGAUGUGUUAAAAGAUGAAACAAACCACGAAAAAAAAGUUGACGAAAAACAAGAUGUUUUAAAAGAUGAAAGCACUACUCAUACCUGCAUGGAUAAACAUUCUCAGGGAGCUGGAUGGACUAGUCCUUAUGACCCGUACAAUUGUAAUACAGAUGAGAAACUCUUAAAAAAUUACAGAUCUCCGUUGUAUAAAUACCAGCUUCGCAGUGUAAUGGAUCGUUUUGAAAUACGAGGUAAUGAUAAUGAGAAAUGUUCUCCAGGAGUACCGCCUCAAGUUAUUUUUUCUCAUAACAUUUUGCAAAUGGAGAAUACGUUCAUCGCAAUGAUACGCAAACUGGCUGCACUUGACAUGAAAUAUAAUCUUCCACUAGAAAUUUUCAGAGUGAUCUAUGGUCAACGCGCUGACGACGUAACAGACGAUAACUACAUAAAUGGUGUCUUAAGUGUUCUAGAGGAAACGAUUAAAAUUGCAGAUGACUUAUUAACAAAAAAAUGCGUUGACCACCAAGGCAGUUUAGUAAAGAAGUACGACGUGUUUCUUGACGAUGGAGAAGGAAAGGAAAUUAAGCAAUUUAUAACUGCGUUAGACCAAGAUUCGAAUAUGGAAUAUAAUUCACGACUUUUUGAAAAUUUUGUCGUAUUUGCGGAAAAAGCUAUUAAAGAAACAAAUAGUGUUGCACUAUCUGAUAAACUUGAAGUGCCCACGGAUCUCGCACUGCUUGACAAAUGUUCCAGUAUGAAAGUUACAAUUGACCAAGGUGAUCUUGAGUUGGUUUUGAAUAAUCCUUUUUUCGAACUAUCGUCACAAAACAAAUACCUCGAAGGCAGAUCUCCAUUAUAUAAUUACAAAUUAUUAGAUAGUACGUUUGAAGACAAUAAUUGGAAGUCAAAAAAUUCUACUUCAGAUUAUUCUGAUUAUGAGUUCAGAAUCCAAAGUGUUGGAGACGAUGUAGAAUUCGACAAGCGGUUUGCUAAUGAUUUCAGUGACGGUAUUGAAGAUGAAGAGAACGAUAGUAAAGAUGAAGAGGACGAGACGAAGAAGAAUAUAAUGACUUUCUCAAAAAAUUUAAAAAAUAUCAACAUGAGGGUAAAACAUUCGACAGUUUAGCCAAAUUUGAUGUACCUAUAAGUAAUGAUGAAACCAAUAAAAUGGAAACCGAGAAAAAGAGAAUUUCUGGUAAAGAGGUAUUGAAAAGUGAUGAUAGCCCGUAAUAAAGCCGAAAGAAAAUUAUUAAAUAACAAUUGAUAAUAAAAUGAUUAAUUUUGGUUUUAUUCAAUUUAAAAAGUUUUAUACAAUAUGUAUAUUUAUUUUCAUAGAAAACUGAUGAAUAUAAUUGUAUGGUUUCGAUUUAGAUACAUAUCAUUUAAAAGUAAGCAGUUUCAUUUGUGCUCCAAUAGUUUUUACACUUUUUUGAGUUAAAAUCAUAUUUAAUAUCUUUGAUAAUAUAAUCUUUUCCGCUGAAUAA
This is a messenger RNA of Adelges cooleyi (spruce gall adelgid), 2026 nucleotides long. RefSeq lists its product as uncharacterized. Lineage: Eukaryota; Metazoa; Arthropoda; Insecta; Hemiptera; Adelgidae. Bases 94 to 1668 code for a protein of 524 amino acids. The transcript has 2 exons. The record is from RefSeq and is a predicted model, not a curated record.